AUGGCAGAUUCAUCGUUAAGAUCAACAGCUUCUUGGAAGUCUUGGUGGACUGGGAAACCCAUAGCGAAAGAGAUUGCAGAAUCCAUUUACAAGCACAUUGACCCCACGAAGUGUGCUGGUAAUGGGCGCUUGGUUACUUUAGCUGUGGCUGGGAAGGUGACCCUGGCGGAUGUCCAAGAUGAAUUCAAAGCCAAGUUGACCGAGGGAAUCCUUUUGGUUUACCCACCGAAUAAGGAUGCGUCAGCAUACUUGCUGGCUGAUGCAGUUCUUCAUUUGGAUAUUCUCAUGGGUCAUUCCAUUUUGGGUUUCCUUUCGGCCAACCCAAUGGUUGAAUCAUCAAGACGGGAUCGUGCACUCAAAGAUGGGACCAAUUUGAAAUGGUUGUUGUCUUACAUCAGGAAUAGCUCGGGGAGACAUGAGAAAGGCAGAGAUGCAACAGUUACCUACUUGAAGGAACUUGCAGCGUCAAUGCACAAGCCCAAAAGGGUCAGUCGUUCAGGGAGUCAGGCUAGCAUGUCCCCAGUAUCGCCGUCUACUUCAUCGGUGGCUACUACCAUUGGGCUUGAUGGUGAGUCGCUGUAUGCAGAUACUGGAAGCAAUCCAUCGCCAUCUGGCGUGGCUUCAAAACAGUGCUCGACGGUGACGGCAGAUUUGAGCAUCAUCGACCAGACCUUGCAACUGCUUGGGUUGGACCCUAACACUGCUCAUUCCCAAGAUCUGCUUGAGAGGGUGCAGGCAACAUACCCACCUGAGUUCUACGGGCAUAUUUUUCAGCCUUGCGAUCAUCCUUCAGAAGAUCCAAGCCAUGCCCCAUCCGAACCCCUUUCGGUGGAACCAUCCCAUGAAGUUCCUGUUGAGAUGGAUACCCCGAUCGAAUCCUUUUUCGUGGAACCAUCCCAUGAAGUUCAUCAACCAGAUCUGGAGAUAGUGGAGACAGGGGAGCCAACCGAAGAUCCCAUGGCGCCAGAGGUUGCUGAGCCCCUACCCUUGACCGAUUCCAUCAAUGUUGAAGUUGAAAGUUCUGCCGCAUCUGCAGACACGGCCGAUGUUCCCAAAAAAAUUCGCCACAGGAAAAAAGGUCCUGAGCUUGACCGGCCAAUGGCAUCCAGUCCAUUGGAGCCACCAGGUGGCCCUGAAGGACCAGUGUCAGGCCCACCAGCAGUGGUUUGCCCUCGUGAGCAGUUGAAGCUUUUGGAAGCCCAGCGGCCGAAGCGAACAGCUGGGGGCACCGCUCCAGAUGGAGGGAAGAAGGCCAAGAAGCCCUGCAAGGAAAAGAGCGAUGAUGCAGGGCCAUCGGAACCAGCCAACAUGCUGCCAAUUCCAGAAGGAAUGCCAGCAGAACUACUUCCAAGUGGGAAGAGACGUGGGCGACUUUCAUACACAGUCCAGGAUCAGGCUUCAGGUGCAAAGAUCGAAGUGCUUCUCAAGCACCGUGCGUUUCGUGUGGUUUGCUGUGCAGAAAAGACGCCUAGUGGAGAGAAGCUCGAACCACCUGUGCUCAAGCAGCGCUCAUGGAAUGGCGACAUUGGCGGGGCUUGGGCAGAGACCAAGGUUGUCUGUGGCUGGAUCGGCUGA
Cladocopium goreaui is the source of this 1575-nucleotide messenger RNA. Lineage: Eukaryota; Dinophyceae; Suessiales; Symbiodiniaceae. The record is from the annotation of a GenBank genome assembly.